Molecule: messenger RNA, 1446 nt
Organism: Lachancea nothofagi CBS 11611
Lineage: Eukaryota; Fungi; Ascomycota; Saccharomycetes; Saccharomycetales; Saccharomycetaceae
Source: the annotation of a GenBank genome assembly
AUGGUUGUGAACGUGUCUCCUAGGAGCAGUAUGGCCUCGAGAAGUAGGCGUGGCUCUACCAUCAACAAUCUGCUCAACUCCAUGGGUAUCAGACAAGGCUCAAACAACCCCGCGUCAGGCGCGAUGGAAUCUGCUCCGGCCUUUAAUGGAACGGCAAUCCGAGAAGAGGGGCUUCAGGGCAACAUAACGCCUCAAAACUUCAACCAAACCAGCGAUGUUGGCUUGGAGGACGUGGCCCACUCAAACCCAAUUAACGUGUUAAGUUCGGACGACGAAGACGACCGUGUCGUAGUGGACGACGACCCGAAUAAUGGUAUGGCUAGACUCGGUGGCAACGAGGAAAACGGCGUCUCUGUAUCCGCUAACAUGCUGGGCACAACCCCGUUUGACCACGCAUUCCAGAAUAGUCCUGUUCCCAACUUGGCGAAUCGUAUCGUGGAUGAACUGCCUAUUACGCUCACGUUGGGCCAGAAUGAUACACCUUCUGGACCGGGCCAGCAGCCGACUACGCUUACGCCGGGCGAAGCACAUUUGGUUCCGAAGCCCUUGCGGCAUUUCGUGUAUGGUAAUACGCACCCAGAGAGCGCUCUUGAGCUGCUAGCUUUGGACCUUCCCAGGAACGCACCUGUUCCGGAGCCCGUAAGCCCUGAUACAGUACAGUCCCGCAAGGACAAAAAUGGGUUGUUUAGUCUGAGGCUUACACCGUUUUUGGACCAAUCUGCGUCCACGAAUCCGGGCCUUUACUUCGAGCCAAUUGUGAGAACGGCUGGUCCAUGUUCACAAUUGGUUAUUGGAAGAUACACAGAAAGGGUCAGGGAAUCCAUAAAUCGAAUCCCGGAACAUUUUCAUCCUGUCGUAUUUAAGAGCAAGGUGGUCUCCAGGACACACGGCUGCUUCAAAGUGGAUCAAUUCGGCAAUUGGUACAUUAGAGACGUCAAAUCUUCAUCCGGUACAUUUCUGAAUCACCAUAGGCUGGCGCCUGCUUCGACAAUGUCUAAAGACACUUUGCUUCAAGACGGCGACGUUGUUCAACUGGGUUUAGAUUUUAGAGGGGGUACGGAAGAAAUCUAUCGAAGCGUAAAGAUGAGAAUUGAGUUAAACAAAUCCUGGAAAAGGCGUGCGAUGAGAUUCAAUCGCGAAGCUCUGCAAAGACUCAAAAAUCUGCAAAGAAUGACCACUGGAUUAGAAGAAGAAGAUUGUUCAAUUUGUCUCUCUAAGAUAAAACCAUGCCAAGCAAUUUUCAUAUCCCCAUGCUCUCAUAGCUGGCACUACCAGUGUGUUCGUCGCUUAGUUAUGACCACAUACCCACAGUUUGUUUGUCCAAAUUGCAGGUCGAGCUGCGACUUAGAGGCAUCACUGGACAGUGACAUGGAUAGUGAUGAAAACGAAUUUGACGUCGUUUCAGAUGAGAUCAAGGAUAUGGAUAUGCAACAGGAUAGCGACUAA